Blepharisma stoltei is the source of this 1373-nucleotide messenger RNA. The record is from the annotation of a GenBank genome assembly. NCBI's taxonomy places the organism in Eukaryota, Ciliophora, Heterotrichea, Heterotrichida, Blepharismidae.
AUGUCUGAUCAACUUCCCAAAAAACGCGGCAAACGUGGUCGUCCUCCAAAACUCCCAGAAAAGAAACUAAAAUCAGAGUCGGAGUCUAAAGAUAGCCAGGCUCUUCCAAAUCUUUCAAUAAAACAAGAAAAAAUUUCUGAUAAGCCAAAGCAUCAGAGUGAGCUAUCCUGUUAUCAUUUGAAUUAUAUAAAAUGAAUAAUAAACUCACUAUAAUAUCAGUAUAAAAUUAUAAUUUUCCUAUCCAAUUUUAAGAUAAAAGCCAAUAAUUUAUGGAAUAAUUGACAUAUACAAUAACAUCCGUGCCGCUUUUAUAAACAGCGGCGUUUCCCAGCAAAGUCAAUUAUUAAUUCGAAGAAUCGCGAGCAACUUGUCAUCGACUGGGGAAUUCAGUUCUCAGCCAUUGCUCAGAAUUUUAAAUGAAGUGCUACAAGAACUAACUUUAAAUGAGCUUGAAGUCGUUUCUUGGGCUAUUGUGCUUGAUCGAUACAACUGAAGGGAAAAUUCCUUGCCAGUUCAAAAUCUGUUAUUAAAUAUCGCCUUUGCAAUAAAAACGCAAUUAAAUGAAGAUACUGGUCCAUAUAAAGCCUACUUACUCCCCCCCUCCGUGAGUGAACAAAAAAUUUUGUUCACUCACGGAGGGGGGUUAAUUUUUUUUUUUUUUAAAAAAAAUUUAUAUAUAUAAUUUUUAUAAAAAAUAUUGUUUUUCGAAAUUUAAAAAAAUCCUAAUUCGCAAAAAUUGGGAAGCAAAUAUUAUUUAAUUUAUAAAAUUUAUGUUUUAAAAAGUAAUUCGUUUAAAAUUACACAGAAUUAGCUCUAGAUUUCAUUAUACUAAUUAUCAUUUAUAUAUCAAAUUUUUUUUUCCAUAAAAAAAUUUUUGUUCACUCACGGAGGGUGGGUUUUUGGGCAAAAAAUAGCGAUUUUUCUAAUGGUUUUGUUCACUCACGGAGGGGGGGGAGUUAGCUACAAAAUCUUCAAGCUAUAUGGAUGAAUUUAACUCCUGGGUGGAAUCAAUAAAACCAUUGAUGAAUAUUAAUGCCAAAGAUAUUAAUAACAAGUUCAAAGAGUUAAGCAAACUAGUAGGUGUCCCAGGAGACGAAAAAAUCCAUGACUAUAACUAUUACGUUGACGAAAUCUUGCAGAUCUCCCCACCAUAUACUCAAGACGCAAAAGAUGAGAGCUUAUUGCCUGUAAAGAAAGAAGAUGUAAGCGGACAUAGGAAAGCUUCGGACUUUGAUUUCGAGUCUAGCACCAAUAAUGAGCAUACAAUUUUACCCAAGGUAGAAGUGAUGCCUACGAAUUUCUUAAAAGAUUGGGGAGCAGACUCAAAAGAAGGCUUUUCAAUGCAGGCACCAAAUAUUCCUCAUACUAAAUAA